This is a messenger RNA of Umbelopsis ramanniana AG, 1123 nucleotides long. RefSeq lists its product as uncharacterized. Lineage: Eukaryota; Fungi; Mucoromycota; Umbelopsidomycetes; Umbelopsidales; Umbelopsidaceae. Gene Ontology annotation, molecular function: protein dimerization activity. The record is from RefSeq and is a predicted model, not a curated record. The transcript is spliced from 4 exons. Gene Ontology annotation, cellular component: exomer complex; trans-Golgi network. Bases 16 to 819 code for a protein of 267 amino acids. Gene Ontology annotation, biological process: Golgi to plasma membrane transport; conjugation with cellular fusion.
UAUCCUGCAUCCAUAAUGACCAAGCCAUCAACAGAAACAUCAGUACAAUUCACAGUAGGCAAGCUAGAUGCCGGAAUGGCAAUCUUGUUGACAGAGGAUCACCAUCUGAUCGAAUUUCCGUCACUGUUGCUCCCGCAGGGGGUCACAUCUGGAAGUGUAGUUAAUAUCUCUGUAACUCGCAACCUUUCUGAAGAGGAGAUCAAGAUGAAAGAGUUUUGGGAUCUUCAAGAAGGCAUUUUCGAAUCAUUCGGAAAAGACCAGCCAGAACCCCCUAUGCUUCGCGUCCGAAACAUCACACAAACCUCUCUCACCUUGGAGUGGGAUCAACUGGUAUUACACACUGCAAAGCUGCGAUCUUUAGAUAUCUAUAAAAAUGGAACCAAACUGGCACAACAUCACAUUCCAACUGACACGAACCAUAUCAAACUGUCUGGAUUGGAAGUUGACCAUGAAUAUGAAUUCUAUGUUGUGAUAAAGACAACCUCGGGUAGCCUCCAGUCUAACAAGGUGACUGUACGAACUCAUAAGAUGGACAACCUUACUGGCAUUAAGGUAGCCUUUGGAACGUUCGAGGAACCCGAGCCAGCAGUGACUGAACUUAAAGAGUUGGUUGAGCGCAUGAACGCAACAUGGUCAGAUGAAGUGGACGCAGAUACAACCCACCUCUUGGCUCAAUUACCUGGAGGGCCAAACUAUGAAAAAGCUAUGCGAUAUUCCAUACCAAUUGUCAAACCUGACUGGCUUGUGCAAUGCGAUCGCAAUAAGAAGAUACAGGCUGCACUACCAUACUAUAUCGUCAACGUAUCUCAAAACGAGUAAAUGCGUUCACCCGACCUAAACCAAUAUUCAUAUCGACGACAAGCACCACAACUUAAGAAAAUUAAAAGACUGGCUUUUUUGAUUGCUUAGCAAAAAUUGCAACUGCAGUUGAAUAAAAUUACAACGAUGGCCAUUUAAUUACAUGAUUGGUAUACUGGUGGUGUUAUGUUUAGUUUCGUGCCUUCUUAGCAGCUCGACCAGAUGCAUCAUCCUUUGCUGCCUGUCCAGGUUUUGCAGAUUUAAUGUCAAUAUCGUCUGAGGUAACUCUCCUGAGAGGGUAUUCUAUACCCUGUUGUGCCAAAAC